UCCGCAUGUGAAAAAAACAUAAAGAUCCACUACCGGAUGCGUUUAGUUUUGGUUUUAACUCAACUUGCUGUCAACCCGGAAAGAGGCUGCGCUCGGGGCACAGGGCUCGUCUUUCCGCGCGGAGCUUUCAUCUGUUUUGGCGGAUAAACGAGCGUGGAUUGUAUUCUGAGAGCGCGCUGAACAGCACACAUUCAGCAGAACGCGGAUGAGUCACGAGCCUUUGGGAUUUUGGAAGUGAAAUCUGGGACAUGCCUUACCUGGACAGACAAAAUCGGACCUGUGGAUUCCUGGAUAUUGAGGAAAAUGAGAACAGUGAUAAGUUUUACCGCCGUUAUUUUAUCUUGGAUACUCAUGAGAAUUUUCUCCUAUGGUACAUGGACAAUCCACAGAACUUACCUCCGGGAACAGUGUCUGUUGGAAGUCUGCGACUCAGUUACAUUUCAAAGGUUAAUGAAGCAUCAGUAAAGCAGAAACCGAAAGCAGAAUUCUGCUUUGUAAUAAAUGCAUUGUCCAGACGGUACUUUCUGCAGGCCAAUGAUGCUAUAGACUCGAAGGAAUGGGUCAUUGCUCUGAAUAAUGCCACCAAAAUUACGGUUCCAAAAGCAUCACCAGUGGCCCAAAGCUCUGAUGCCACAAAUGUUUCAAACCCAAGUCAGUCAACAUCUCGACAGGCGUAUAAAACAGAAAUUGUGGGAGGUGUGGUUGUGCACACGCCAGUUCAGCAGAGCGAUAAUGAGGACGUCUUCACGACUGAACUAGGAUCACACGUCACUUUAAGGAGAUGCCAGAGCGUGCGUCCAAAUGUCGUGAGGUCUGGCUACUGUGUCAAGCAAGGAAAUGUGAGGAAAAGCUGGAAGAGGAGGUUUUUUAUUCUAGAUGACCAAACUGUGAGCUACUAUAAAUCUGAAAUGGAUAAGGAACCAUUGCGCAGUAUUCGAUUGCGGGAUGUGCUGAAAGUUAACGAGUGUCUUGUGAAAUCAGGGGAUCUGCUGUCUCGUGAUAACCUUUUUGAAAUCAUCACCAGUACCAGAACCUUCUACAUCCAGGCAGACACCCCAGAAGACAUGAAGGGCUGGAUCAAGGAUAUUGCUUCAAAAAUUCAAGACUUUCGAGGGCCGUCUAAGUUGCGCUCUUCCAGCAAAGUCUUUUCUGGGCAGAGGAAGCCUCAGCUUGUGAAGUCCUGCUCCACUGCAGAUUCGUGGCAGCCAUGGACCCCGGUGCCCAAUCAGGAGGGUCAAAGAGAAGGGCCGUACAGCUCUCUCCCCUCACUCUCACACACAGGCCAUGCCUUUCAGUCAACGACUCGACAAACUCGACAACGGCACCAUUCCCAGCCUCAACUCGCUCCCAGCGAAACAGACUUUCCUGACAGUCUUGAUCAUGUCCGCACCACUGAUGUUUAGUUGCUUUAAUGGAUACUGCUGGCCAGCACAUGGAUAGUGUUAUGAUUUUAGCCCUUUGAUUGUUGCUUUUCUUGUUCAGUGGUGCGCACACAAGUGCUUCAGUCAUUGCAAUGCUGCUCACUUACUCUGAAAGAAUAGUUCCCAAAUUAGUUCCCAAAUAGUACCCAAAAAUUCUGUCAUUAUUUACUUACCCCCAUGUCAAGCUCCAACAAGCAAUGUAUGGCAAGAAUUGUGUACCAAUUCUUCAACCAAUUGUACUUUAGUGUUCUACAGAAAAAAGAAAAAAAUAAUUGGUUUGGAACAAUAUGUAGAAUAGAAUUGUCAUUUUGGGUGAACUAUUCCUUUAAAAGAAUGUGUCUUUUUAUGUAUGAAGGAUUGUAAAAUGAGGAAGGAUCAUCUGGUGAAAAGACAUUUUAUGUGUUGUAUUUCUUCAGUGAAUUUCCCGAGACAUACAGUGGGGUCUGAAAGUGUGAGACAACUUGUAAAAUGCUUUUAUUUUGUAUUAUGUAAUAUAUGUGUAUAAUGAUAUUUUCAGCACAAAAAUUGAAAAGUUGGAAAGAAAAAAAAAACAUUUUUUAGUAUUUGGUAGAUCUAUCUUUUGCUUUAAUGACAGCAGCACUUGAGCCGACAUGAACUGAUGAACAUGUGAUCCAGGAUGAUUUAAGAAUGUUCCAAAGAACAUCUUGUGCACUGCAGUGGACACAUUUGCUUUUUGAUUAUUUCUCUUUGUUUUAAAUAUGAAAUAUUUACAUUUCCAGAUUCAAAACCUUGAUUUUCAAUGUGGUCUCAAACUUUUGGACCCACUUGUACAGUUGAAAGUAUUGUUGGUUUGUGUGGUAGACUUAGCCUAAGUCAAGGCAUCUGGACUUACUUUGAAGACAUUUAGUCAACAUCACUAAUGAAGCCGCUUGAAGGAUUAGGAAAACUUUGACUAGACGUUCAAUGAUGAUCUUCGUGACUGAAAACAUUUUAAUAUUGAUUACUUUGAAAUGCCUGAAAAUGUUCAUAGAAUUCUUUCUUUUGUUGUUGUGAAUGGUACUAUAUGUUGACAAGUAGGUACUUUUUCUGUUGCUCAAACUACUUGUUUUUUUUUAUACGCGUCAUUGCUAGAUAUGCAUCAUCGC
This is a messenger RNA of Sinocyclocheilus rhinocerous, 2527 nucleotides long. RefSeq names its product pleckstrin homology domain-containing family A member 2-like. The transcript has 12 exons. Lineage: Eukaryota; Metazoa; Chordata; Actinopteri; Cypriniformes; Cyprinidae. The coding region runs from base 249 to 1403 and encodes 384 amino acids. The record is from RefSeq and is a predicted model, not a curated record.